AUGUCCUCCUUGUUCCCGCCCCCUUCACGAGCGGAAAUAUCCACGCUCGAUUUUUCGCAGUGUCUAACGAUUGACCAGACCUGUCUCACCACCGCGCCCUGGUCAGAUGUAUCUCCCUCAGGCGACCCUCCUAACACGGGCGUAACACGGUACUACAACUUCACUAUCGCGCGGGGGACCGUGGCGCCGGACGGAGUCUCUAAAGAUGCCAUCUUGAUCAAUGGGCAGUUCCCCGGUCCAAUGAUCGAGGCCAACUGGGGCGAUAUGAUCGAGGUGACGGUGCGCAACGAGAUCUACGACGACGAAGAAGGCACGACCCUGCAUUGGCACGGAUUGACGCAGAAGAAGACGCCGUGGGAGGACGGAGUGCCGGGGGUCACCCAGUGUCCCAUCAUCCCCGGGGGGAGCUUCACCUACCGCUUCCAAGCCGAUCAGUACGGCACGAGCUGGUACCACUCCCACUUCAGUGCCCAGUACACCGACGGCGCCUACGGGCCGAUGAUCAUUCACGGACCCGUGCAGCCCGGGGCCGAGUACGACCUGGACGUGGGCCCGGUGAUGAUCGCGGACUACACCUACCUCGACUACUACUCCGUGCUCCAGGAGAUCCUCUCCAUCCCGCCCAGCUUUCCCAACGUGGACAACAACCUGAUCAACGGCCACGGGGCCAAUGGCACGGGGACGGGCUACGCGCGGUUCAACUUCACCUCCGGCAAGAAGCACCGGCUGCGGCUGCUGAACACGGGGGCCAACGCCAACCAGAAGUUCAGCAUCGACGGGCACACGAUGACGGUGAUCGCCAACGACUUCGUGCCGGUGCAGCCGUAUACCACCGAGGUCGUGACGCUGGGCGUGGGCCAGCGGACCGAUGUCAUCGUGGAAGCCACAGGCCAGCCGACGGACGCGUACUGGAUGCGCGCCACGCUGGAUAUGUACUGCCUGAACAACACCGCAACGUAUGAAACCGUGCAGGCGGCGAUCUACUACGAGCAGGCGAAUCCCAAGGCACUACCCACCAGCGAGUCGACCGCGACGUGGGAGAGCAACAACUGCCGCAACGACCCGCUGAACACGACGGUGCCGUACUACGCGCAGACGCCGCCGGCCACGCCCGCGCUGACGGAGACGCUCGAGGUGACGAUGGGGGUCAACGCCUCGGGGAACUACCUCUUCUUCGUGAACAACUCGACCUUCCGCGCCAACUACAACACGCCGCUGCUGCUGCUGGGCCGCAACGGCAACUUCUCCUACCCGGAGAGCCCGGACCUGAACAUCUACAACUUCGGGGCGAACGCCUCCGUCCGCCUGGUGAUCUACAACGUCUUCGCUAUGCAGCACCCGAUGCACCUGCACGGCCACAAUUUCUGGGUGCUGGCCGAGGGCCGCGGUACGUGGGACGGCACCAUCACCAACCCGUCCAACCCCCAGAGCCGCGACACGCAGAUCCUCCAGCCCGGCAACGCUGAGGACCCCGCCUACCUGGUCCUGGAGUGGCAGCUCAACAACCCGGGCACCUGGCCCCUGCAUUGCCACAUGUCCUUCCACGUGAGUGCGGGCUUGCUGAUCAACGUGGUGGAGCAGCCGGAUGCGAUCCAGACCCUGCAGAUUCCCAAGAGCAUGGCCCAGACGUGUCGCGACUGGGCUUACUUUAGCGGACAUGAGUUUGUGGAUGAGAUCGACUCGGGGGUGUAAUGGUAGGGAGAGAAGAGAAG
Molecule: messenger RNA, 1712 nt
Organism: Aspergillus japonicus CBS 114.51
Lineage: Eukaryota; Fungi; Ascomycota; Eurotiomycetes; Eurotiales; Aspergillaceae
Exons: 1
Coding region: 1-1692 (563 amino acids)
Molecular function (GO): oxidoreductase activity; copper ion binding
Source: RefSeq, a predicted model, not a curated record